GCUCCGUCCAGACGACCUGUAACAAUCCAAUCCAUGUCAUAUUACAAAUUGCAUCCAUUCCUACAGAGCAGAAAAGAGCGAGAACAGCAUUGCCCUCGCCCUUUGUUCUUGCUGUAACGUCCAUUUGCCUCCGAAUUACGCUUCGUGUCUGCACCUACCGACUCAUUUUCUGCACAGCUCGAUACCACCAUUAGAUAUGUCUUUCAUUGUGAGCCCUGGGUCUUUGCCUUUGCAUCGUCAUUGUUUCAUAGAUUGGUUUACUUUUGAGUGUUUUCUUGGAGUGUUCGGAAAGACCUUAUGUUACUUAUUCCACGAAGUUGAUAUGCUCGAUGCUGUGCUUUAUAGACUUGACCUGAUCAUUCAUACCGUUCACUCCUUCUCUGUCCUUUUUUUGGUAGUUGAGUUCAGCAAAUGCAUGGCCGGUGAUUUGAACGGAAUUGAAAUACCCAUUCCUUAUCCUUAUCUGGUUUCUGAAUGCACGGAGCGUCACUCUUGGACUCCCUGCAUCUUGACAAGUAUCCCAUUCAAGGCCUGGCCUUGAACUAUUUUCCAGAAAGAAUUUCUUGAUUUCAGCUUUGGCUAUUGUAACGCCCUACCCACAGUACAGCUACCGGCAUGUCCC
Aspergillus saccharolyticus JOP 1030-1 is the source of this 622-nucleotide messenger RNA. RefSeq lists its product as uncharacterized. The transcript has a single exon. NCBI's taxonomy places the organism in Eukaryota, Fungi, Ascomycota, Eurotiomycetes, Eurotiales, Aspergillaceae. Bases 197 to 541 code for a protein of 114 amino acids. The record is from RefSeq and is a predicted model, not a curated record.